UCUAUCCCCACUCUACGACUCUACUCUGCAAUUAAAGCAGACUUGGAGCGACAACGAGAGAGAGAGAGAGAGGGGGAAAGCUCAGUUUCUGCUCUCUCUUACUUCAUUGGCUCCUUCCUGAUUCAACCCAUUUUUUUUUUCUCCUGAUAUUUUUUGGCCAUCUGGGUUCACAGAAAAAGUCAUCUGGAGUGGUGAUUUAAGUUCUGGUUGAUCAGAGGAAACAGGCAGUUUCAUGGUCUUCAAAUUAAUGAAGACCCAGUUGGGUUCUUGAUUCAGAGGUCUCUGUUCUGGGUGCCACUUGGGGAGGUUGAAGAAUCAGUUGUGCUGUGGAGAUCUGAGCUUGCUUUUUCAGCUUGGGUUUGAAGAUUCAACCAAGUUGCCCGAUUCGAAGAAGGGUUGGAAAUAAAAAAGGGAAGGAAAUGAACAGUUUGAGUAGUUGGGUACCACGAGCCCACGACUUGAUCUGAUUGACACCCACUAAUAAAUGCAAGUUGGGAGUUCCGAUUCUCGUCCGAGAGCGAAUUUUCAGCUCCGAUGUUUAUUUUUUUUUUCCUUUCCGUUUUUGAGAAUUUAGACGGGAGGUUUUGAGCUUGGUUGACUAGAGCUGGAUAAGGUGUGGAGUAUGGAAAGAUGGAAAAGAGAGGAGAUGGUGAGAAAUAGAAAAUUGUGAGAGAGAAGAAGAGAAAUUUGAGAGAGAGAGAGAGAACAGAGGAGGAUGACAAGAAUAAGUAAAUUAUAGAAAGGAGAUUAGAUUAGAAUAUUAGAAAUAGAAAAUUUUAAAAAAGAAAAGCGUAGAAGGCGAGGCAAACUUGUUUAUAGUUUCUGGGGGACAAUCGCGUAUCUACAAAUAUCCAGAAAUUCGAUUCAGUUGCUUUGGAAAAGGGUGAUAAAGCGAAUACCACAUUAGAAUAGAGGGUCCGAUCAAGAUUUUGCGUGAUACAGACGAACCACCCCAUACAAUGCACCUCACAACAGAUGAGAGAUGAACUGGGGAGAAGGAGAGAAAGAGGAGGAAGGAAAAACCAGAGGACUUGAGUUUUUCUGGUGAUGGGUCUGAAGGCGCAGAGCCACCACACGGUGGCCGUGAGGCUGAACGAGCAAUUGGCGGCGACACAUGCGAUCUCAUUCUAUCGGGAGAAAAGAGCUUGGUUCCCGAGGGUGCUCUUUUGCUGGAUCAUUUUCAUGGCCGGCGUUAGCAGUCUUAUCUUCAGGAACAUGGAUGCAGAUAACAUGGUGAGAAGGAAGGAGGUUCUGGAAAGCUCUUGCGAGCAGCGGGCGAGGAUGCUGCAGGACCAAUUCAGUGUCAGCGUCAACCACGUUCACGCCCUUGCAAUCCUUGUGUCUACGUUCCAUUACUACAAGAACCCGUCAGCCAUCGACCAGGAGACCUUUGCUGAGUAUACUGCCAGGACUGCUUUUGAGCGGCCAUUGCUGAGUGGAGUGGCGUAUGCACAGAGGGUGGUUCAUUCCGAGAGGGAGAAGUUUGAGAAGCAGCAGGGUUGGACGAUUAAAACAAUGGAAAAAGAACCAUCACCUGUUCGGGAUGAAUAUGCGCCAGUGAUAUUCUCGCAGGAGACUGUGUCCCACAUCGAAUCACUUGAUAUGAUGUCUGGAGAGGAGGACCGGGAAAACAUUUUGAGGGCUAGGGCUACUGGAAAAGCUGUUCUCACAAGGCCAUUUAGCCUGCUGAAGUCUCACCAUCUGGGUGUUGUUUUGACCUUUCCUGUUUAUCGCACCAAUCUCCCUCCUCAUGCAACUGCAGAGGAGCGUAUUGAAGCAACUACAGGAUAUCUUGGUGGAGCUUUUGAUGUUGAAUCACUGGUAGAGAACCUGCUAGGGCAACUCGCGGGGAAGCAGGCAAUUUUGGUAAAUGUAUAUGAUGUUACCAACUCAUCUGAUCAUCUGAUCAUGUAUGGACCUCGAUACCCUGAUGGUGACAUGUCCCUUGCACAUGAGAGCAAGCUUGAUUUUGGAGAUCCAUUUAGGAAGCACUUAAUGAUAUGUAGAUAUCAUCAGAAGGCCCCUACUUCAUGGACAGCUCUAACUACUGCGUUCCUAUGGUUUGUGAUCGGUGUGUUAGUAGGAUACAUUUUCUAUGGUGCAGUGAUGCACAUUCUUAAAGUUGAGGAUGAUUUCCAUGAAAUGCAGGAACUGAAAGUCCGAGCCGAAGCAGCUGAUGUUGCCAAAUCUCAGUUUCUAGCUACUGUUUCCCAUGAGAUAAGAACACCCAUGAAUGGUGUCCUUGGAAUGCUAGGUCUGCUUCUGGAUACAGAUCUGGACUCAACUCAAAGGGAUUAUGCUCAAACCGCUCAAGCCUGUGGGAAUGCACUGAUAGCUUUAAUAAAUGAAGUACUUGACCGUGCAAAAAUUGAGGCUGGCAAGUUAGAGCUAGAGGCAGUCCCCUUUGACCUACGAUCCAUACUAGAUGAUGUUCUCUCAUUAUUUUCUGGGAAGUCUAGGCAAAAGGGUACUGAGCUUGCUGCAUUUGUCUCUGAUAAAGUUCCCAAAGUCCUUAUUGGUGAUCCUGGGAGAUUCCGGCAGAUUAUUACAAAUCUUGUUGGCAAUGCUGUUAAAUUUACUGAACAGGGCCAUAUAUUUGUCCAAGUCCAUCUAGCUGAACAUACCAAGUCUGUGAUGGCUGCAAAAGCUAAUGCGUGCUUGAAGAGAGGAUCAGAUGAAGUGGAAGUUAUAGCAAGUCAAACCCAGUUUAAUACUUUAAGUGGUUUUCAAGCAGCUGAUGACCAGAAUAGUUGGGAAAAUUUUAAGCUUCUAAUUGCAGAUGAGGAAUUUUGCUCUGAUGCCUCAGAUAACUGGAUUCCAACUGGUGAAGAUUCUGAAAGUGUGACUUUGAUGGUAUCUGUGGAGGAUACGGGAAUUGGGAUUCCUUUCCAAGCCCAAGAUCGGGUUUUCAUGCCAUUUAUGCAGGCAGACAGUUCAACAUCCAGGAACUAUGGUGGAACUGGUAUUGGCUUGAGCAUCAGUAAGUGUUUGGUUGAACUGAUGGGUGGCAAGAUCAACUUCAUAAGUCGGCCUAAACUUGGAAGCACAUUUACAUUUACUGCUGUUUUGAGAUGUCAAAAAAAUGCAUCUAGUGAUCUAAAGAAAUCUCCUUUGGAGGCCAUUCCUACUGGUUUCAAUGGGAUGAAAGCAAUUCUAGUUGAUGGAAAACCAGUUAGAGCUGCUGUAACAAAAUACCACCUAAAGCGACUUGGUAUUAUUGUAGAAGAUGCCAGUAGUAUCAAGAUGGCAAUUGGUGCACUAUGUGGACAAAAUGGUCACUUGAGAUCCGGAAAUGGAAAAAGGCCAGAUAUGAUUCUGGUUGAGAAGGAUUCCUGGAUUUCCAGUGAGGAUGGGGUUUUGCCUAUACGGUUCAUUGACUGGAAGCAGAAUGGUUGCAUGUUAUUGCCAAAGGUGAUCCUUCUUGCAACCUCUAUCAGUACUACAGAAUCUGAUAAAGCAAAGGCUGCAGGUUUUGCCAAUACUGUGAUCAUGAAACCUCUGAGAGUAAGUAUGCUUGCAGCAUGCCUUCAAGAGGUGCUGGGAAUGGGGAAGAGGAGGCCACAAGGGAAAGAAAUGAUGAAGGGAUCUGCUUUGCAUCAUAGCCUGCUACAUGGGAAGAAUAUAUUAGUCGUUGAUGACAAUAUGGUAAACCGUAAAGUUGCUGCUCGUGUGCUGGAGAAAUUUGGGGCUAACGUGGAGUGUGCUGAUAGCGGGAAAGCUGCACUCAUGUUGCUUAGUUUGCCACAUAAGUUUGAUGCUUGCUUCAUGGACAUUCAGAUGCCAGAAAUGGAUGGGUUUGAGGCAACCAGGCAGAUUCGGUUAAUGGAGAGGAAGGAGAAUGAGAAAAUAAAGACCAGAGAAGUAACCUAUGAGGGGGGAAGCAAAACUGAGUGGCAUGUGCCAAUAUUAGCCAUGACAGCUGAUGUUAUACAUGCGACAUAUGAAGAGUGCGUCAAGUGUGGAAUGGAUGGUUAUGUCUCCAAGCCCUUUGAGGAGGAGAAUCUUUACCAGGCAGUUUCCAAGUUCUUUGAAUCCAAACCAAUUUGAGACUCAUAACACAACUCAUUUCUUUUGAGCCAGGCAUAUUCAAUACUGAUAGAAAACCCAGUCAUAUCCAAUUGGCAAUCUUUGGGGGUGGGGGAAGCCAUGGGUUCACACCCUUAGAAUUGCAGCAAAUUUUUUGAACUCCUUCGGUGUUGUUUAGUGAUCUUUGGCCUGAGUCAUCCAGCUAGUGUUCAGGUUUUCCUUUUAUUUUUCUUUGGGUGAGGGGGGUGCUGGUGGGCUGGGAGGUUCUUUGUUUGCCGGCAUUGUACAACGGAUUGGCAAAAAAAAUUAUUUGAACUGAAUUGCAAUUGAUCACCGUCUUUGAGUGUAUGUAUACGAUAAUUAGACCUCCACCCCAUCAUGUAUAGGUCUCUAGUAGGAGAGAGGCCAAGAGAUCUUCCUGUUCUUUAGAAAAAAAAAAGGUUGUAAAUUGAUUUUCAUAUAUAUAUGAUCGUGUUGUUUCUCAUUCUUUCGAGAAGCUAUUCGAGUGGUAUCUUGAAUCAUGUAAUUCUAUUGCUAUCAAACGCUUGUUCACCAUCUGUA
Messenger RNA from Nelumbo nucifera (sacred lotus), 4587 nucleotides. RefSeq names its product CHASE domain containing histidine kinase protein (gene WOL). Gene Ontology annotation, biological process: phosphorylation; phosphorelay signal transduction system. Lineage: Eukaryota; Viridiplantae; Streptophyta; Magnoliopsida; Proteales; Nelumbonaceae. Gene Ontology annotation, cellular component: nucleus. Gene Ontology annotation, molecular function: phosphorelay sensor kinase activity. The record is from RefSeq and is a predicted model, not a curated record.